AUGUCAUCCCAUCCUCGUCAAGCUAUCGCAGGAAACGGCUCUCCUGUUCAGAAAAAGACCCAGACCGUCCCUAUUGUAGACACGGUCACGACGCCGAAGAAACGAGGGGGGCCUCCUCCCCUCCCUUCUACCCCUCCAGGUCAGGGGAAUAGCCCCACGAGGCUUCCAACCACCCCAACCCAUGGCUUUGGGAGCCCAGGGUCUCCUUUUGGGAGUCCAAAACCCCAAUUUACUUCAAAAUCCUCCAUCCCCGGUCGUUGGCUACCUUCCUACCCUGAGGAAUCAACUUCCCACUCAGGGUCUCAAGCAAAACUCCAGUCCGCUUCCCAAACGGGCGGAAAUAAGAAAGGAAAGGCUAAUCUCACGGAGAUUUUCCAUUCUAUCAAAAACCAGAGUGUCACUUCUUCAGUGGUUGAGACUGUUGCUGAGAAUACUACAGACACGGAGCAAGCAACCUCCCCCAAGCUUCCAAGCUCCUCAUCCAAUGGAUCUUCUUCCUCACGUGAAAGAACUCCACCUUUCACCAUUUACGAAGAGGCAGCUCUUAAGCCCUCAAGUUCUUCCAAAACUGCAGGCACCUCGCAGGCCGAGCCAACUCUUCAAGCUCCGACUCCAACCUCCAAGAAAGUUCCAGCUAUUUUGCAGGCUUCUCAAGGGUAUGGGCCCAACAGCCCGCUUCAUUCUCCAGAUUCGAUCUGGGGCAUGAAAAAGGGUAAGACGAAGUCCCCAGAAACUUUGCGCCGCAUGCUUUCCGAAGCCCAAGACCGCGAACGUGUUGACGACGAGUUGGUCAAAAUGAACGUCAUUCCUCCAACGGCUCCUAUUAUCGGAGUCAGCGGGAAAUGCCCCCGCCAGAAUCCAUUCCCUUCGUUCCCUAUUUAUGAAGGGCCCAAGAAUAAGCCAUUUGCUCCUGAUGAUAUGGUCCUUCGAUCUAUGGCGGAUAUCCCUCAGUUCUUAGAAAAGUUCAAACCUAAGGAGGUCCGCGCCUUAUUUGGAAACUAUAUCGCCAGUUGCGAUGAUAUCGACAAUAUGGCCUGCCCGAUGCGUAUUGGACAGCUUUCCAUAUUCAUUCCCAUCAACAUGAGAAACGGUGAGAUCAUCACCGUUGGCCUUGCCCCGGCCGAGCUCUUCCAUACCAAUUGGAAGGGAACUGGAUCCCCAGUUCCCAUUCCUGACCGAUCUAUCAUCGGCAAGAGAGCCUAUGCUGUCAUCGUCCAACAAUCCUUGCCGGCUGACUUCAUUGUCAGUCGAAGUCUCGCAGCUCCGACUGGAAAUACUCAGGGAACUGUCAUCGGUAUUGUCGGUAGUGCUUGCAUUUUGCGUGUUGAGAAAUGGUUCCUUCGCAGUGAGCACUUCAGCACACAGUCUCGCGUCAUUCCGGUCAUGGGUGAACUUCCCGACAAACCAAAGCUUGUCCUCUAUAACUCACCUAGAGUUUACGAUGAACACAAGGCCGAGCUUGAGAGAAUGGCCCUGGAACGAAAGGACCAGGGGAGCCGUCUGAGUGUCAAAGACCUUGGAGGUACGUUCCACCAAAUCCCAAAGGGGAAGACUUUAGGUUGGGACAUCAAGGUUCUUGAUUUCGGUCCGAUUGGUCCACCGAAGUAUUUGAGUAUAUCAUCUCUAGGUGGUGAACCGGAGCCCAGAUCUAAGCCGAAGAGGGUCCCAUGGGAUAACAUCGACAACGGAACAGCUAACAAUGGUCCGGAUGAAAAGGCCGCAUCAACGCUAGUCCCCAGCAGCACAGCGACGGAGGCGGGCACGAUGAUGGAAUCGGAGGUGGAGGUGCCGAAGGACGGGUCGGUAGACACAGGGUCUACCGACAAGAAGAAGGGGGAGGUGGUGGUGAGAGUUUGA
Molecule: messenger RNA, 1857 nt
Organism: Orbilia oligospora ATCC 24927
Lineage: Eukaryota; Fungi; Ascomycota; Orbiliomycetes; Orbiliales; Orbiliaceae
Exons: 3
Coding region: 1-1857 (618 amino acids)
Source: RefSeq, a predicted model, not a curated record